GGCCGGGAGGCGGCGGCGGAGCAGGCUGCGCGCUCGGCGCCGACGGGUGCGCGCCGCGGCUUGGGGGAGAGUUGAGCGCUUUUCCCCCCUCUUUUUUUUUUUUUUCUUUUUUUUUUUUUUCUCCUCUUCUUCUUAAACAAACCACAAACGGAUGUGAGGGAAGGAAGGUGUUUCUUUUACUCCUGAGUCCAGACACCUCUCUCUGUUCCGUCUAAGCUUGUUUUGCUGAACACUUUUUUUAAAAAAAGGAAAAGAAAAGGAGUUGCUUGAUGUGAGAGUGAAAUGGACGUAAGAUUUUAUCCACCUCCAGCCCAGCCCGCCGCUGCGCCCGACGCUCCCUGUCUGGGACCUUCUCCCUGCCUGGACCCCUACUAUUGCAACAAGUUUGACGGUGAGAACAUGUAUAUGAGCAUGACAGAGCCGAGCCAGGACUAUGUGCCAGCCAGCCAGUCUUACCCUGGUCCAAGUCUGGAAAGUGAAGACUUCAACAUUCCACCAAUCACUCCUCCCUCCCUCCCUGACCACUCACUGGUGCACGUGAAUGAGGUCGAACCCGGUUACCACUCUCUGUGUCACCCAAUGAACCAUAAUGGCCUGCUACCAUUUCAUCCACAAAACAUGGACCUACCUGAAAUCACCGUCUCCAAUUUGCUGGGACAGGAUGGAGCACUGCUUACUAACUCCAUUUCUGUGAUGCAAGAUAUACGGAAUCCAGAAGGAACUCAAUAUAGCUCCCACCCUCAGAUGGCAGCCGUGAGACCAAGGGGUCAGCCUGCAGACAUCAGGCAGCAGCCAGGAAUGAUGCAGCAUGGCCAGCUGACCACCAUCAACCAGUCACAGCUAAGUGCUCAGCUUGGCCUGAAUAUGGGAGGAAGCAGUGUCCCCCACAACUCCCCAUCUCCACCCGGAAGCAAGUCUGCAACUCCUUCCCCGUCUAGUUCGGUGCAUGAAGAUGAAGGUGAUGAUACCUCUAAGAUCAAUGGUGGAGAGAAGCGACCUGCGUCUGACAUGGGGAAAAAGCCAAAAACCCCAAAAAAGAAGAAGAAGAAGGACCCCAAUGAGCCUCAGAAGCCUGUGUCUGCGUAUGCAUUGUUCUUUCGUGAUACUCAGGCUGCCAUCAAGGGCCAAAAUCCAAAUGCUACCUUUGGUGAAGUCUCUAAAAUUGUGGCUUCAAUGUGGGAUGGUUUAGGAGAAGAGCAAAAACAGGUCUAUAAAAAGAAAACCGAGGCCGCUAAGAAGGAGUACCUGAAGCAACUAGCAGCCUACAGAGCCAGCCUUGUAUCCAAGAGCUACAGCGAACCUGUUGACGUCAAGACCUCUCAACCUCCUCAGCUGAUCAACUCAAAGCCGUCAGUGUUCCAUGGGCCCAGCCAGGCCCACUCAGCUCUGUACCUAAGUUCCCACUACCACCAACAACCAGGAAUGAAUCCUCACCUAACUGCCAUGCAUCCCAGUCUCCCAAGGAGCAUAGCCCCCAAGCCGAAUAACCAAAUGCCAGUGACUGUCUCUAUAGCAAACAUGGCCGUGUCCCCCCCUCCUCCCCUCCAGAUCAGUCCACCUCUUCACCAGCAUCUCAACAUGCAGCCGCCCCAGCCACUCACCAUGCAGCAGCCCCUUGGGAACCAGCUCCCCAUGCAGGCCUUACACUCACCGACCAUGCAGCAGGGAUUUACUCUUCAACCCGACUAUCAGACUAUAAUCAAUCCUACAUCCACAGCUGCACAAGUGGUCACCCAAGCAAUGGAGUACGUGCGUUCUGGGUGCAGAAACCCUCCCGCCCAGCCGGUGGACUGGAAUAACGACUACUGCAGUAGUGGGGGCAUGCAGAGGGACAAAGCGCUGUACCUCACCUGAAAGUCUGAACACCUCUUCUUUCCACUGAGGAAUUCAGGGAAGUCUCUUCACCGUGGAUUGCUUUGUACAGUCAAGGCAGUUCUCCAUUUUAUUAGAAAAUCCAAGUUGCUAAGCACUUAGGACCAUUUGAGCUUGUGGGUCACCCACUCUGGAAGAAAUAGUCAUGCUUCUUUCUUAUUUUUUUAAUCCCUUAUGGACAUUGUUUUUCUUCUUCCCUGAAGGAAAUUUGGACCAUUCAGAUUUUAUGUUGGUUUUUUGCUGUGAAGUGCUACGCUAUAGUAACUGCCUUAGCAACUGUAGAUGUCUCGGGUAAAAAGUCCUGGAUUUUCCAUUGGUUUUCAUAAUGGGUGUUUAUAUGAAACUACUAAAGACUUUUUAAAUGGCUUGAUGUAGCAAUCAUAGCAAGUUUGUAAAUAGCAUCUAUGUCACACUCUCCUAGAGUAUAAAAUGUGAAUGUUUUUGUAGCUAAAUUGUACUUUGAAACUGGCUCCUUCCAGUUGAUUAAUUUCACAAUAGGGGUUAAAUUGGCAAACAUUCAUAUUUUUACUUCAUUUUUAAAACAACUAAUAGUUCUAUAUUUUCAAAAUAUUUGAGAAAAAAAAAAACGUAUUCCCAAAUGAUUUUAAUUUAAAAACAAAUUGGCCUUGUCUCAUUGACCAGACAAAAAGAAACUAGUGUUAAGGGAAACGCGAACACAUUUAUUUUGUACUGCAGAAAAAUUGCUUUUUUGUAUCACUUUUUGUGUAAUGGUUAGUAAAUGUCAUUUAAGUCCUUUUAUGUAUAAAACUGCCAAAUGCUUACCUGGUAUUUUAUUAGAUGCAGAAACAGAUUGGAAACAGCUAAAUUAUAACCUUUACAUAUGGCUCUGUAUUAUUGUUUCUUCAUACUGUGUCUGUAUUUAAUCUUUUUUUAUGGAACCUGUUGCGCCUAUUUAUGAAAUAAUAAAUAUAGGUGUUUGUAAGUAAAUUUGUUAGUAUCCGAAAGAGGUUUCUUUGAUGUUUUAACUUUUGCUGGCAAAAAAAAAAAAAAAAAUUCACGCUUGGUGUGAAUACUUUAUUAUUUAGUUUUUACAGUGACAUGAAUAAAAGCGAACCUACUUUUCAUUUUAGCAGCAAA
This is a messenger RNA of Leopardus geoffroyi (Geoffroy's cat), 2970 nucleotides long. It is a transcript of the gene TOX, whose product is annotated as thymocyte selection associated high mobility group box. Gene Ontology annotation, molecular function: chromatin DNA binding. Gene Ontology annotation, cellular component: nucleus. Bases 283 to 1854 code for a protein of 523 amino acids. Lineage: Eukaryota; Metazoa; Chordata; Mammalia; Carnivora; Felidae. The record is from RefSeq and is a predicted model, not a curated record. Gene Ontology annotation, biological process: regulation of transcription by RNA polymerase II; leukocyte differentiation. The transcript has 9 exons.